AUGGGGACUGUGGCACUGGCACUGUCCCUGCUGGCCAUGGCUCUCCCAUGCCCGGCCACUGCCACACUACGCGUCAGUGCCUUCAACAUCCAGGCAUUCGGAGACACCAAGAUGUCCAACGAGGAAGUGGCGGGCAUCAUCAUCAGCAUCCUGAGCCGCUAUGAUGUGGCACUGGUGCAGGAGGUGCGAGACUCCGACCUCAGCGCUGUCACCCAGCUCAUGGAGCAGCUUAACAGCAUGUCCACAUCCCUGUAUGACUACGAGAUCAGUGACCCCCUGGGACGGGACAACUACAAGGAGAUGUACCUCUUCAUCUACAGGACAGAUGUUGUGUCUGUGGUGGACACCUACCAAUAUGAGGACCCCCAGGAUGUCUUCAGCCGGGAGCCGUUCAUCCUGAGGGUCUCAGUGCCCCACACCAAGGCAGAGGAGUUUGUGCUGGUGCCACUGCACUCGGCCCCGCACGAUGCCGUUGCUGAGAUCGAUGCGCUCUACGAUGUCUACGUGGCCAUCAUCAGCAAGUGGGGGACUGACAACAUCAUGUUCCUUGGCGACUUCAACGCUGACUGCGCCUACGUCCAGCCGAGUGACUGGUCAGCCAUCCGCCUGCGCACCAGCGAUGUCUUCAAGUGGCUGAUCCCCGACAGUGCCGAUACCACCGUGGGGAAGUCGGACUGCGCCUACGACAGGAUUGUGGUGUGUGGUGCCAAGCUGAAGAGAAGCAUUGUGCCAAAUUCAGCUGCCAUCUACAAUUUCCAGCACACUUUCCAGCUGGAGCAGGAGGAGGCCCUGGCAGUCAGUGACCACUACCCGGUCGAGGUGAAGCUGACAGCUUGA
Pelecanus crispus (Dalmatian pelican) is the source of this 837-nucleotide messenger RNA. RefSeq names its product deoxyribonuclease-1-like 2. Gene Ontology annotation, molecular function: DNA binding; deoxyribonuclease I activity. Gene Ontology annotation, biological process: DNA catabolic process. Lineage: Eukaryota; Metazoa; Chordata; Aves; Pelecaniformes; Pelecanidae. The record is from RefSeq and is a predicted model, not a curated record. Gene Ontology annotation, cellular component: nucleus.